Lathyrus sativus (Indian pea) is the source of this 1335-nucleotide messenger RNA. The record is from the annotation of a GenBank genome assembly. NCBI's taxonomy places the organism in Eukaryota, Viridiplantae, Streptophyta, Magnoliopsida, Fabales, Fabaceae.
AUGAUGGAUAUUGAAGAAGUAGAAAGAGUAGUUGUUGCCAAACCAGUUGCUUCAAGGCCAAAUUGUUCUACUUUCAAAUCUUUCUCAGAGCUUCUAGCAGGUGCUAUCAAUGCCACUCCUCCAAUUGCAUCUUCUUCUCAAACUACAACUUCUGCAAUCAGACCAAAGACAGUCAGAUUCAAGCCAACAUUGAAUCUCCCCCCUUCUCAGGCUGACGUUUUUAGAGGCGAACUUAGCAAUUCUUCUGACAUGGAUCCCAAACCUGACACCAAUCAGUCUUCUCUCAUUUACAAGCCAAUGGCGAAAUUUGUGUCACAGACAACUGUCUCUCUCUUGGCAAACAUGGGAAUUUGCAACACUAAUCAGCUACAACCACAGCAAUCAAUGGAGGCCAAUCUUCAGAAUCUAAACCAUGACAAAUUUAGAUCUAACAAAAGCUCAAAUUUUCAUCAGAACAUUACUACCCUACCUACAGAAACCCACCAGGCUACCGAACCAUGUAAGACGGCGCAACAGAACAUGGAGGAAGACCAAAAAACUUUAACACCAUCGACAGUGAAUGCGGAUAAACCUUCAUAUGAUGGAUAUAACUGGAGAAAAUACGGACAGAAGCAAGUAAAAGGAAGCGAGUAUCCUCGAAGUUAUUACAAGUGCACACAUCCUAAUUGUCCCGUUAAGAAGAAAGUUGAAAGAUCAUUUGAUGGCGAGAUUGCUGAAAUUGUUUACAAAGGCGAACACAGCCAUGGAAAGCCGCAACUUCUAAAGCGCAAUGCAGGAGCAACACAAGGAUCGGGAAUGGUUUCUGACGGAAUGGUUCAAGAUACAUUAUGGAGUAAUAAUAAUAAUCAGAAUGAAGGAAGAAUAGAGAAUCAUGUCAAAGCUUUACAGCCUAAUGAUUCUACUCUUGAAAACUCUUGUGGUUUAAGUGGGGAUUGUGAGGAAGGAAGCAAAGGAUUUGAGGCAGAUGAAGAUGAUCCUAAAAGUAAAAGAAGGAAAAGUGAGAAUCACUCGAACGAAGCGGCAGUAUCAGAAGAAGGUUUAGUAGAGCCGCGGAUCGUGAUGCAAAAUUCUGCAGAUUCUGAAAUCCUUGGAGACGGCUUUCGCUGGAGGAAAUACGGACAGAAGGUGGUGAAGGGAAAUCCAUAUCCCAGAAGUUACUACAGAUGUACUCAUAUAAAGUGCAAUGUUCGCAAGCACGUCGAGAGAGCAAUCGAUGAUCCAAAAUCAUUUGUGACUACAUAUGAAGGAAAGCACAACCAUGAGAUACCACUCAAGAACACAACAACUGUGGCAUCAUCUGAAAAGGAUUCUCUUAGUAAAGAUAAACCAUAUUGA